AGAGCAUGCCAUGCGAAAUAUGCCUGAAGUAUCAACGCAUUCGUCGAGUUCGGGCCACGAUCCUGUACCGUCGAUUACACAGAAUAAUCCGCGACAUCUGGGGGAUCCAUACGGAGGUCUAGCGGUCAUAGCGAAAACCCAAGGAAUCGUCGUCUCGCCAAUCUCGGAAUGGGAUCUUGCCCAGAAAAGGGCAUGGCCUCCUCCGCUGUAUCAAGCAUACUGCGAGAAGCAUUUCCUGCAAGAGUGUUUGGUUUAUUAUUCCCUGGAGGCAGAGAAGCUCGAGAAGGAGGAGGCGCGACUGGCCAGGCUGGUUGCGGGCUUUGGACGUACGCACGGUAACAUGAACGCCAGCGCCCCCAGGCCGACAAGAGUACAACCCCGGCGAGGAGCGAAGGAGGCUGCCGCGAGCAAAGUAGCCCCUGCGCAGACAGAACCGAAGGAAUUGCGACAGUCAAGGGCCAGAAUCGAAAGCUUCAUAAGGGUUAGACAGUUGCAUCUCUCCUGGUCUGAAUUCUGCGCCCGGCUGCAGGUUGAAAUCACCCAGGUGGCGAGUACGUUAUAUGCUCGUCAGCAAAAGAAGCAUCGUCAAGAGACGACCAAAUCAAAAGGCGAGGCAACCAGGACCAGAAAGGACAUCCUGCAUAAACUCGGAAAUCUUGAGAGAACCUUUACGCAUGAGAAGUGCCCUUUUGAGAAUGGUGUCAGCGUGGAAUGUCGCUACUGCCAAUGCCGACCCGAAGGCGUACGUGAGAUGGAGGCCAGUGGGACAAGGGUAGCGCCAGUUGCGCCAAUGCACUUCAUAGAGGAAAAGGACAUCGAAAAAGAGCAAGUUGUAGAAUUCGGGGGCCUGGUGUUCGCAGUAGACCUCUGCGGUGACGAAGCGAAGAUUAUCCUGCUCGAUGUCCCAGUGCUCGAACCGGCAUGCUCAGGAUCAAGUCUUAGUCGCGUGGUGCCCGAGAGUCAAUCUGAGUGCGCGUCAGAUAAUUUAGAACGGCCGAGCCCUGCUGUCAAAAGCCGGGACAUUUUGAUAGGCACAGAAACGAAACCAAAGCCUGAGAGGCGAAAGCUCAUCUAGUCAGUUGGCG
Messenger RNA from Truncatella angustata, 1085 nucleotides. RefSeq lists its product as uncharacterized. The coding region runs from base 11 to 1075 and encodes 354 amino acids. The transcript has a single exon. NCBI's taxonomy places the organism in Eukaryota, Fungi, Ascomycota, Sordariomycetes, Amphisphaeriales, Sporocadaceae. The record is from RefSeq and is a predicted model, not a curated record.